AGUGUGUCCAUAAAACCCUCUUCUGAUUUUCUCGAAGAAGAAACAGAAAACAAUACACAGAAACAGAGAAAGAGUUUUGAUUGGUUAGCUAAGAAAAGAGAAAGAGAGAAAAACAAAAAGCUUUGGAAAAUGGAUUUGACACGUCCCUCUUCUGGUCAUGAUCAAGCAGAGGAUCCACUCAAGAUUCACCAUCCAGAGGAAGAAGAGCAACAUGAGAGCCGAGCAUCUAAAAUGUUUGGGAAAGUAAAGGCAAAAGCUAAGAAGUUGAAGAACAGACUUACUAAUCAUGGUGAUGAGCAAGAAAAUCACGAUGUAGUGGACGAAGAAGAAGAAGAUGAAUCUGACGAGCCAGAGCCAGAGCAAGAGAAGCAUCUCUCACCAGUGAAUGAAGUUCCCAAUGUGAGAAGCUAUAGAACGAGUCAACCUGAGUCUUUGACUCAUCCCGGAGAAACGGAGGAGAUCAUUCCAUCAGGGACGAAGGGUUCUUCAACUGAUUACACCGGACGAGUCGAACCUGAACCGUUACGAGAUGCUGCUAGUAGUUACGAACAUGAGGCACCGUCUUAUCCUGUAAGAACAUCAGACGUGUCGGAGGACAGGGAAGAGAGCAGAGGAGAGACUCAUCACGUGCCACUGAAGACUCCCGUCUCUCUGCUCUCCUCAACAGAGGAUGAGACGAGUCCUGGUGAAGAUGGGUUACUGGGUGGUCAACGGGAAGUCAACACAGAUAUGCCCACAAGAUUCGAGGAGGAACUGAGCGGUGGUGAAUCUACUUAUUAUCACACCCAACAAGGGAGUGGGGAAGCUGGAGAAGAUGAUCAGAAGAAGUCAGGACUAGGAGCUGAGCUAGGGUCCGAAUCUGGAAUAAAAAAGGAUUGGCCAGUUACAUUUGGUGGAGAAUCAGAAACGGACCUUCCGACAAGAAGCUUCGAAUCUGAAAUCGGCAGCGAUUCGCCGACCGUUUUUGGCGGGAAACCAGAAACUGGGCCGAGGGAUGAUUUUCCAGCGAGAAGCCAUGACUAUGAUCAGAAGAUCGAAUUUGGGAACGAUGGUGGAAAGCUAGGAACUGAUGAGCUGAGUGAAGAUUUUCCGGCGAAGAGCCAUGAAUUUGAACAGACGAUCGGAUCUGAGAUCGGCGAGGAUAACGGCGCGGGAAAAGCAGGAACUGAGCGGAGGGAAGAUUUUUUGGGGAAAAGCUAUGAGUUCGAUCAGGAGAUUGAAUCUGCAUUCGGCAAAGAUUCUCCCACGAGACUUCCCGGAGACGUGACAAGAAGUGAUGAUGAUACGAAAGUCGAGAUUGGGUUGGGAAGAGACUUGUCGACAGAAACAAUAACUGAUGAUCGCUUCUCACCAGAAUUUUCUGGUCCGAAAGAGAGAGAUGAUUUCGAUUCACAGGCUGAGCAGACAAGACAAGAGGUGAAACCCACCACCUACUCAGAGAUGAUUGGUUCAGCGACCGACGAAAAUGUCAAAGAAACUGCAUCACCUGUGACGACGAAGUUGCCUUUCUCUGGCGAUGGACGUGAAGCGGAUGAGGCAGAACAACGGGAAGACAAAUUUGUGCCGACUAGAGAUUAUCUGGAGGAGAAGCUGACACCUGAAGAAGAAGAAGACAAAGCCUUCUCUGAUAUGGUCGCCGAGAAAAUUAAUCUUGGAGGAGAGAAGCAGACAACGGUAAAGGAGGAAGUAGCCGUGGAGAAGAUCCCUUCAGACAAGUUACCGGAGGAGACGAAAAGCGGUGAGGCGGUUGAAGAGGAAGGGAAAGGAGGAGAAGGAGGGGGAAUAGUGGGGACGAUUAAAGGGGUGUACAAUUAUUGGCUCGGUGGUACGGAGGAGGUGAAGCCUAAAUCUCCAAAUUCAGUUGAUGAGUCAUCAUCACAACCACUUAGCUCCACCGUUGGGACUAAAGGAUUUUCGGAUUCUGGUGAAAGCGGGGCAGGCAGUACUACCGGAGAUGUGGCAGUUCAGAAACAACUUUGAGAAUUUGGGAACUAAGAUUUGGGGUUUGCUACUAAAUGAUGUUUGUGUUGUUGGUGUCUUUGUGUUGUCACUUGAAUGUAUUUUGAUGUGAUGUAAUCCUUAUUUGUGUGUUUAAAAGCAGUUUUUUUAA
This is a messenger RNA of Raphanus sativus (radish), 2110 nucleotides long. RefSeq names its product low-temperature-induced 65 kDa protein. Bases 130 to 1980 code for a protein of 616 amino acids. The record is from RefSeq and is a predicted model, not a curated record. Gene Ontology annotation, biological process: response to abscisic acid; response to stress. Lineage: Eukaryota; Viridiplantae; Streptophyta; Magnoliopsida; Brassicales; Brassicaceae. The transcript has 5 exons.